Messenger RNA from Cavenderia fasciculata, 2334 nucleotides. RefSeq lists its product as uncharacterized. The record is from RefSeq and is a predicted model, not a curated record. The transcript is spliced from 9 exons. Gene Ontology annotation, molecular function: deoxyribonuclease II activity. Gene Ontology annotation, biological process: apoptotic DNA fragmentation. NCBI's taxonomy places the organism in Eukaryota, Evosea, Eumycetozoa, Acytosteliales, Cavenderiaceae. The coding region runs from base 1 to 2334 and encodes 777 amino acids.
AUGACCAACCAUGUGAAGGGUUUAGGACAUCUAGGUCAUCCAUCACAUGGUCUACAAAAUGAUUCUUGUAAUAUUGGUGAGCAGGUGAACACAUUGCAAUCGAGUUUUCAUUCAUUGGUUGAUGAUUUAUCGUGCAAGUUGGUUUGCGAAAAAGGGAGAUCAAGAAUGACCACUUUUAUCUCUUUUCCCAUAGGUUCAGUUUCAGCUAUAUCAUGUCUCAACCCUGCAGGUGAGGAUGUGGCGUGGUGGAUUCACCUUUCCGAUUUAUGUGGUUCAUCCGUCGAAACAAUGUAUGGAAAAGGUCUUUAUUUUGAUUCUUCAUUGGAUGAACCAGUGACUACAAAAGGAAAACAUUUUACCAAUUUAGUUGAAAGCCAUCUUGAAUUGGUAGAGAAUACGAAUGGUGAAAGAUUGGGAAAUGAUGUCAAGUACCCUAGAACGUCAGAAAUUGGGUGUGAGGAUGACAACGAGUUAAUCUCUAUUGAAUGGUUCCAUGAGCUUGCCAAAGGACCAGCAAACCCAUAUGACAAGGAUUCAGAUUUCAAGGAAGGACAUAUAAAGAUGUUACUAGUUCAAGAUAAUUCUGAUGAUACUGGAUACCAUAUCUCUCAUUCAAUGAGAAUGCCCGAUAAACAAGGAUUUAAAUCCUUUGAAAAGGCAAGCAUCAACCCAUCGCAGCAUGCAUUUUGCAACACUCUAACAUCUGCUGCAGAUUUGGAACAUAUCGUCAAAAUUUUAAAGGAGACCAAGGCAAGACCAGGACCAUCCAAUAUCGAAGAUUGCCCUUCAUUUGUACACGUAAAGAAACUGGCCGAAGAUCCUUUGGCAAAGGAAUGUGAUGAUAAAUUUUUCGAAAAAUCACAAUCCAUUGAUGUACGAGAUAAAGGUAGAAGAAGGGGAACUAAAAUGGUAUCUACAAUUCUUUCGGAAGCUUGGGCUCACGAUAUUACAAAGAACCAUUGCAUGGUAAGAAAAGGAAGUGAUCCAGCAGGGCCAGUCAAACUUGGUUCAUUUGAAGUAUUCUCAUUCCAUUAUAGAAUUUAUUUAAUAUUAAUUAUUUUUAUUUUUAUCUAUCACUGGCCGUGUGUAGGUGGAAGAAAGAAAACAAGAUGUAGAGAUUACAGAAAUCCAUCUUGGGGUUUUCUCAAACAACAUCCAGAUGAUGAAAUCAAUGAUGACAAUUAUGAAAUCCUUGGUCAGUGUUAUGCCCAGAGAUUUGGAAUAGCAACCAAAACAGGAGAUGACGACAAGAUAGUAGCACAAACACCGCUUAAGAUUGAAGGUCCAAAAGAAAAAGUUGAAAAAGAAUCUCCACUCUUUUGCAGACAAGAAGCCGAUAAAUUAAAAAGACUAGAACCACUCAAUUCUUGUAACCGAGUCCAAAUUUGCAGUUUUAAUGAUAUUGGUCUUGACCCUUGGUUGGUGGUUGCCAAACAUUACGAUAAGAUAUUUUAUGUUAGCACUGAUCAAGUUUCAUUCCCCUCACUAUUUGGACCGACUUAUGGUGUUGCUGUCAUUGAUAGUUGGAAUAAAUAUUUUGCAGAAGCAACUCUUAAAACUUUGGAAGGCCAAGAUGAUGAGCAACAAGACGACGACGAAGAAUUAGACCAGGAUGAUCUAGUACAAUCACAACAAAAUGAUGAUGAUGAUGAUGAUGAAGAAAUUGAGGGAUUGGAAGAUGAUGAAGAUGAAAAUGCUCCUAUUAACGAUGUCACCAAAAAGCUCAGAAAGACUCAUGAAAAGAUCAUGAUAUCAGAGGAUGGUACAAUCUUUUGUCUAGGAGAUUCCAAUAGAAAUGAUUUCUCUGUUCAUCAUGCUGGUAGUAUUUAUUGUAUGCAAUCAACAGAUGAUAACAAAAUUAAAUUAUUGAGUGAUUUAGUUUUAAAGAUGAUUAGUGGAUACAAUGCAUAUAGACAAUUGCAAUUUGACAAGAAGACCAUGCCUCCCAUUUCAAAGGAUAGAAAAUGUUUGGCAAAUGUAGCUGGAGUAUUCUAUGCACUCGAUGUCGUCUCACCGGCAAUGCAAUUUAAAAACAUCUUUGGAAAAACAAAAAUAAUUGGAAACAAAGCCAAGAUAGAGUCUAUUUCCAAAUCAGUUACUGAUGCUAAUGAAAUGAUAGACAGAACGAUAGGUGUCCCACCAUCGUCCACGAAAAGUAGAAAGCUACUACGUGAGUAUGAAAAACAACAACAAGAAGCACAACAACAACAAGCACAACAACUACAACAAGGAAAUCUGCAAGUUCAAGGAGCUAUACGCACACCAACUGUCAAUUCUCGCUCCUCUGGACCCUAUGGCAACUCUGGACGUCAAACUAGAAAUAAUCGUAAUUAA